UAUGACAAAAUGGAGUGAUAGUUUCGUUCAAAGAGCUAAAUCAAAGAAUGGAAAAACUACAGUCGACCUGUCAAAAACUCUACAAAAUUUUACUAUAUCACUUCAUAAGCUGAAAAUUUUUGAUAAUUUAGAUUUUAUGGACUUGGAUCACACCAUGCUGUGGAUUAAAAGGACUAAUAUCAACGGGCAAAGAAAUACCCUGGGUAUUGCUUAUUUUGGGUCUAUAUGUACUAGAUUUUCCACGUCAGUUAUCUUGGACCAUGGAAAUGAGGCCUAUCUAACAGCAGCUCAUGAAAUUGGUCAUUGCCUGGGGGCUAGUCAUGACGGGAAUUCAUCAUCAACAGAAUCAUAUAAUCAGAGUCAAUGCAGAAAUGACCAAUAUUUAAUGAGUUCUUUAAAGCACGUAAAAAAAAGUAGAUUUGUCUUUAGUCCGUGUUCUGAAUCAUCUAUAUACAAAACUAUAAUGGGUUUAAACAAAAUGAAAUCAUCUUUUCCAAGAGUAUGCCUAUCCAACAAAGUUUGCGGUCAUAAUUAUAAUUAUAUUCGAAAUUACGAACCCUUCGGCCAAAUAGAAAGUCAAAGAGAACAAUGCGCUAAAUGGAUAAAAAGCGUUGGAGCAGAUUUAGAGUUAUAUAGAGUAUCUCCAAGAGGAACAACUUGCGCAUUCCUCCGAUGCAAUCUUAAUGGAAAGACUUACGGUAGCCAAUACGGCGUUGCUGAUGGAACUCCUUGCACAGCCGGUAAAAUAUGUUGGAGAGGAAAAUGUAAAUCAGCCGAUGUAUUGCAAUAUGAAAGUAAGGCUUUCUCGCAAGAUAACAUGUGUAAAAUUGAGAAUGAAAUCGAUAGGAAAGUACCCAAAAAUUGUACAGAUAAGGAUGAUAUUGCGGCUUUUUGUGACGUAUAUGUGUCGAAAUAUCCUCGUUUCUGCUUUAAAUAUAAAGACUAUGGCGGUUGUUGCGAAACUUGUCAUAAAUACGGUUUGAAGAGUUUUAGAUUGAAUUCUUUAAGAGAUCAGUGUUCGCCAAAUCCGUGUAAAAAUAAAGGAAGAUGCUUAAAUUUUGAAAGUCGUAAAGGGUUUAUGUGCGAAUGCGACGAAGGAUAUAUUGGAGAAUUUUGCGAAAUAAAACUAAUACAAUGUCAAGGAUUAAACGAUAUUAAUAAUAUUCAAUUAGCAAAUUUGGGGUAUAAAAUAGAUUGCCAACAACUUUUUACUGAAAAACUAUCGUGUUCUUCGCGAGAUGUUUCAGAAAUAUGUUACCAACAAUGUAAACCUUGUCUUUGUAAGCCAUGUUUGAAUGGUGGAACAUGCAUACCUCAAGAUUUUGAUUAUGAAUGCAAGUGUGCAAGGGGUUAUGCCGGUAAAUCUUGUGAAAUUAUGAGAGGUUGUAUGGAUACUAAUGGAAGAUUUAAGAUAAGAGAUGGAAUAGGAAAUAUUAUUGGUUGGAUAACAUGUCAGGAAGGAAUUCUUUUAUUGGGAUCAUCGUACUUUUGUUCUGUACGAGGAACAGAAUGUUGUAAAACCUGUAAAGAGUGGAUUAAACGAUUAGAUCUUUGAUAGGAUUUAUACAUCUUUCCUUAGAUACAAAAGAUUAUGCUCUAUUAUUAAUUAAAC
Messenger RNA from Dimorphilus gyrociliatus, 1612 nucleotides. The record is from the annotation of a GenBank genome assembly. NCBI's taxonomy places the organism in Eukaryota, Metazoa, Annelida, Polychaeta, Dinophilidae.